Messenger RNA from Pelodiscus sinensis (Chinese soft-shelled turtle), 11301 nucleotides. The record is from RefSeq and is a predicted model, not a curated record. NCBI's taxonomy places the organism in Eukaryota, Metazoa, Chordata, Testudines, Trionychidae.
GCACUGCUGCGCGGCGCUCGCCCUGCUCAUGCCUUAGGAAUGUUGCGAAGUAUGCGCAAGUUUCCAGCAGUAGCUCCCCUUUCUUGCUGGAGGAGAGAGGCGCGCAUAUAUCAUCCGGUGGCAGCAGUCCACCUUCCCUGCCGUUUCGUAACCGCUUACGAGAGUAAAUUGCGAGUUGGGAACAGCCCUCUCUUAAGGAGCAGAUUGGGGAGAGGUUCGUCCCACUCGGAGAAGGCAAGUCUUCCCUGGCGCACCCCUCACGUCGGGAGCUACAGCAAGCAGGCGUCUCCUCCGCUCUCGGUCAUUGCCACUGCUUCUGCUCCUCCUCCUGCGCUCCGGCUACUUGCACAAGGUGCUCCGGAGCUCCUCUCUCUCCUCCUCCCUUCCUCCUUUCUCCAGGUCCUACCGCUGGGGCUGCAGGCGCCGCCGCAGGAGCUGGCCCCACCACCGACCUCGCUACCAGGCAGCGGCCACUAAAAGAUCCAUUCAUGUUGUUGUGAUCCCAAAGGGCAGAAAUGAAGAUCAGGCUGUCUUCAGCAAUUGUUGCGCUAUGCGCAGCUCUCCUCCUGUAUUCGAUAGAGGCGGAAGUUAAUCCACCAUCAGACUUGAAUUUUGCAAUUAUAGAUGAACAUACUGUUCGAAUGUCAUGGACAAGACCACCUGAUGCAAUAGAGGGGUACAGGAUAACAGUGGUCCCUACAACCGAUGGACCUACUAAAGAAUUUACUCUUGCACCUAGUGUUACCCAAACUAUAUUAUCAGAUCUUAUACCUGAUAUAGAAUAUGUUGUGACAAUAAAUUCAUAUGAUGACAGAGAAGAGAGUUUACCUGUCUUUGGCCAACUUACAAUUCAGACGGGUGUUCCACUGAGUCCAGAGGACAAGAGGCCAGACCAGAUUCAGAUACAAAAGUGCUCCGUCAAUGCACUGACAGACUUAGUUUUUCUUGUGGAUGGCUCUUGGAGUGUGGGGAGAAGUAACUUCAGAUAUAUUUUGGACUUCAUGGGCACUCUCAUAUCGGCUUUUGACAUUGGGGAAGAAAAGACACGAAUUGGAGUUGUUCAGUACAGUACUGAUACAAGAACUGAGUUCAACUUAAAUCAGUAUUUCAGAAUGAAUGAUCUUCUUGAUGCAAUUAAAAGAAUACCCUACAAAGGUGGCAAUACAAUGACAGGUGAAGCUAUUGAUUAUCUGAUUAGGAAUGCAUUCACUGAGUCUGCUGGAGCAAGAAAAGGCAUUCCUAAAGUAGCAAUUAUCAUUACGGAUGGAAAAUCUCAAGAUGAAGUUGAAAUUCCUGCAAGAGAGCUUCGCAACCUAGGAAUUGAAGUCUUCUCUUUGGGAAUCAAAGCUGCAGAUGCAAAAGAACUGAAACUAAUGGCAUCUCAGCCAUCCUUGAAGCAUGUUUUUAAUGUGGCAAAUUUUGAUGGAAUAGUGGAUGUACAGAAUGAAAUAAUUUCACAAGUGUGCUCAGGUGUUGAUGAACAGCUGGGUGAAUUGGUUAGUGGAGAAGAAGUUGUGGAGCCUCCUUCAAAUCUAGUGGCCACCCAAAUCUCAUCAAAAUCUGUUAGAGUCACUUGGGAUCCAUCUGCUAGCCCAAUAACUGGCUACAGGGUGCAACUCUUUCCAAUGAUAUCAGGUGCCAAACAGCAUGUGCUGAUGGUUGGCCCCCAAACUACUGCUUUAAAUGUAAGAGAUCUUUCUCCAGAAACAGAGUACCAGAUUAAUGUGUAUGCAAUGAAAGGAAUGACAGCCAGUGAGCCCGUUACAAUAAUGGAAAAAACACAGCCAAUUAAAGUUCAAGUGGAAUGCUCCCGUGGUGUGGAUGUAAAAGCUGAUAUUGUGCUUUUAGUGGAUGGCUCCUACAGCAUUGGUAUCGCCAAUUUUGUUAAAGUAAGAGCCUUUUUGGAAGUGUUAGUUAAAAGCUUUGAGAUUUCACCUCAAAAAGUACAAAUAAGUCUUGUCCAGUACAGCAGGGAUCCCUAUACGGAGUUUUAUUUGAACAGAUACAACAAAAUUGAAGAUAUAAUUCAGGCUAUUAACACCUUCCCCUACAGAGGUGGAUCUACAAACACAGGCAAAGCGAUGACCUAUGUGAGGGAGAAAGUAUUUGUUACCAGCAGAGGAUCAAGACCAAAUGUACCAAGGGUCAUGAUUCUUAUUACUGAUGGAAAAUCAUCAGAUGCCUUUAAAGAACCAGCCAUAAAAUUGAGGGAAUCAGAUGUAGAGAUAUUUGCAGUUGGUGUUAAGGAUGCAGUACGUACAGAACUGGAAGCAAUUGCUUCACCGCCUGCAGAAACCCAUGUGUACACAGUAGAAGAUUUUGAUGCUUUCCAAAGAAUUACCUUUGAACUUACACAGUCUGUCUGCCUACGAAUUGAGCAGGAGCUGGAUGCUAUAAGGAAGAAAUCUUAUUUACCUGCCCGUGAUUUGUCUUUUUCGGAGAAAACGUCUGACAGUUUCAAAGUGAAUUGGUCUCCAGCUUCAUCUCAGGUGUUGUCCUAUCUUAUUAAAUAUAAAGUAGCUGCUGGUGGAGAAGAAUUCCUUGUUUCAGUACCAGCUUCAAGUACUAGCUCAGAUCUCACCCAUUUACUCCCUGAAACUACUUAUGCAGUCAGUGUGAUUGCAGAGUAUGAAGAUGGCGAGGGUCCUUCCUUGGAUGGGGAAGAAACAACUUUAGAAGUUACAGGGGCUCCUCGAAACUUAAUGAUAUCAGAUGAAACUACUGAUAGUUUUAAGGUUGGCUGGACGCCAGCUCCUGGAAAUGUUCUUAGGUAUAGAAUUGCAUACAGGCCAGUAACUGGAAGAGAGAGAAAACAAGUAACUGUCCGAGCAAAUGAAAGAUCAACUACACUACUGAACUUGACUCCUGAUACAAGAUAUGAAGUUUACGUUAUUCCUGAAUAUCAGUCUGGGCCUGGAAAUUCAUUGAAUGGAUAUGCAAAAACUGAAGAAGUCCGAGGAAGUCCAAGAAAUUUGAGAGUUUCUGAUGCUACAACAUCUACAAUGAAGUUAUUGUGGAGUGCAGCACCUGGCAAAGUACAGCGGUACCUUAUAACAUAUACUCCAGUGGCAGGUGAAACCAAGGAGGUUACCAUAAGGGGUGAUACUACCACCACAGUACUGAGAGAUUUACAGCCAGGCACCCGAUAUGAUCUAUCUGUAACUGCCUUGUAUGCAUCUGGAGCAGGGGAUGCCCUUCCUGGGCAAGGAGACACACUUGAAGUCCGAGGAAGUCCAAGAAAUUUGAGAGUUUCUGAUGCUACAACAUCUACAAUGAAGUUAUCUUGGAGUGCAGCACCUGGCAAAGUGCAACGCUAUCGUAUAACAUAUACUCCCGUGGCUGGAGGUGAAACCCAGGAGGUGACCACCAGGGAUGAUACUACCACUACAGUGCUGAGAGAUUUACAACCAGGCACCCAAUAUGAUCUAUCUGUGACUGCUUUAUAUGCCUCUGGGCCAGGGGAUGCCCUUCCUGGGCAAGGAGAAACACUUGAAGUCCGAGGAAGUCCAAGAAAUUUGAGAGUUUCUGAUGCUACAACAUCUACAAUGAAGUUAUCUUGGAGUGCAGCACCUGGCAAAGUGCAACGCUAUCGUAUAACAUAUACUCCCGUGGCUGGAGGUGAAACCCAGGAAGUGACCAUAAGGGGUGAUAUCACCACUACAGUGCUGAGAGAUUUAGAACAAGGCACCCAAUAUGAUCUAUCCGUGACUGCCUUGUAUGCAUCUGGAGCAGGGGAUGCCCUUCCUGGGCAAGGAGAAACACUUGAAGACCGUGGCUCACCUCGUGAUUUGGUUAUUAGAGACAUCACUGACACUACAAUGAGACUAUCAUGGACACCAGCACCAGGAGCAGUUCGUCGUUAUAGAAUAGUAUGGAGAUCGCUUUAUGAUGGUCAGACUGGGGAGGACACAGUUCCUGGGAAUGCAAUAAAUACCAUGCUGGAAAAUUUAGAGCCAGAGACUAAAUAUAAGAUUUCAGUCUUUGCUUCCUAUAGCAGUGGAGAUGGAGCGCCUCUAGAAGGAGAGGCUACUACUGAACUGUCACCGAGUGCCAGGAUGGUGAGAGUAGAUGAGGAGAAGGAAAAUUCAAUGAGAGUCACAUGGCAGCCUGCACCUGGGAAAGUUGUGAACUAUCGUAUAGUGUACCGACCAGUGAGUGGAGGAAGGCAGAUGAUUGCAAAAGUACCACCUACUACCACAACUACAGUAUUAAAGCGACUUCAGCCUCUAACCAAAUACAACAUCACUGUUAUUCCAACGUAUAAAUCAGGAGAAGGAAAACACAGGCAAGGAGAAGGAACAACAGCCUCUCCAUAUAAACCACCCAGAAAUCUGAAAACUUCUGAUUCCACUAUGUCAAGCUUCAGAGUAACUUGGGAGCCAGCCCCUGGGGAAGUGAAAGGUUACAAAAUAACUUUCCAUCCAACGGGAGAAGAUAGACUCGGAGAACUAGUAGUUGGACCAUAUGACAAUACAGUUGUAUUGGAGGAGCUUAGGGCAGGCACUACCUACAAGGUAAAUGUUUUUGGAAUGUUUGAAGGAGGGGAGAGUGCACCAUUGGUUGGCCAAGAAAUGACCACUCUUUUAGAUGCUCCUGAGACGCCAUUUUUAUCCAGAGGCUUGGAGUGUAUUACCAGAGCAGAAGCUGACAUUGUGUUGCUGGUGGAUGGCUCAUGGAGUAUCGGGAGGCCAAAUUUUAAAACAGUCAGGAACUUCAUUGCUCGUAUUGUUGAAGUCUUUGAUAUAGGUCCUGACAAAGUGCAGAUUGCUCUUGCCCAGUAUAGUGGAGAUCCCAGAACAGAAUGGCACCUAAACACUCAUAGGUCCAAACAGAGUUUACUAGAUGCUGUGGCCAACUUACCAUAUAAAGGAGGCAAUACUUUAACAGGAAUGGCCUUGAGUCACAUCCUAAAAGACAAUUUCAAACCGGCAGUUGGAUUGAGGGCUAAAUCUCGCAAAAUCGGUGUUCUCAUCACUGAUGGCAAAUCACAAGAUGAUAUAGUGGUUCCUUCAAAGAGACUCAGGGAUGAGGACGUGGAACUUUAUGCAAUUGGUAUUAAAAAUGCGGAUGAAAAUGAGUUGAAGCAAAUUGCUACAGAUCCAGAUGAUACCCAUGUUUACAACGUUGCCGAUUUCUCCUUCCUUGUUAAUAUUGUUGGUGACUUAACGGUUAAUCUGUGUAAUAGUGUCAAAGGCCCAGCUGGGUUGUCAUCUCCCUCCAAUCUGGUGACUUCUGAGGUGACACCUCGUUCUUUCAGAGUGACAUGGACUGCAUCUCCAGAGAGCGUGGAUAGAUACAGGAUUGAAUAUUACCCUGCUUCUGGAGGCCCAUCCCAGCAGUUUUAUGUAAAUCGAGCGGAAACUACUACAGUUCUGAAAAACCUGAAACCUGAAACAGAAUAUGUUGUUAAAGUGUUCUCUGUGGUAGAAGAUGAAAGCAGCGAACCUCUAAGUGGCAUAGAAACAACGUUGCCAAUCACUGCAAUCAGAAGCCUGAAUGCUUAUGACAUAGGAUCAACUUCUAUGAGAGUCAGAUGGGAACCCGUCAAUGGAGCUAGUGGUUACCGGUUAUUGUAUGAACCUCUCAAUGCUACAAUACCAGCUGUAGAAAAAGAGAUGCGUGUUGGGUCAUCAGUGAAUGAUGUGCAGCUGGUAGACCUCAUCCCCAAUACCGCAUACGCUCUAACGAUUCAUGCAGAGUUUGGCGAUCUCAGCAGCGACCCUCUCACCACACAGGAAGUAACAUUACCUUUAGCUGGAGCCAAAAGCUUAAGGGUUAGAGACAUUACUCAUAGCAGCAUGAAUGUCAUUUGGGAUACGGCCCCCGGAAAAGUCCGCAAAUAUAUAUUGAGAUACAAAACAACUUUGGGAGACGAACCAAAAGAGGUGGAAGUUGAUAAAUCAAAAACAAGCACAGUUCUUUCUAGUCUUCUCUCACAAACUCUGUAUGAUUUGCAACUUGUUGCUGUAUAUGACGAAGGUGAAUCUGCACCAGUGGGUGUUCAAGAGAGCACCUUACCUGUACCAGCACCAGUCAAUCUCAGACUCACAGAAGUAACAAAGCAAAGUUUCAGAGGCACUUGGGAUCAUGGUGCUCCAGAUGUGGCUCUGUAUAGAAUCACCUGGGGACCAUAUGGUGGAACAGAAAAGAUGGAGACCAUCCUGAAUGGUGAUGAAAAUACUCUGGUUUUUGAAAAUCUGAACCCAGACACAUUAUAUGAUGUCUCUGUUACUGCCAUCUAUCCUGAUGAAUCUGAAAGUAAUGAACUGAUUGGCAGAGAACGGACAUUACCGGAAAUAAUUACAACAACACCAGCACCGAAGAGUGGCCCACGAAACCUUCAGGUAUACAAUGCGACUUCCAAUAGCCUGACUGUAAAGUGGGAUCCAGCCAUUGGCCGAGUGCAGAGAUACAGGAUCACUUACCAGCCCACAACUGGGGAUGGCGUUGAACAAUCGAUGCAGGUAGGUGGGAGGCAGAACAGUAUAGUGCUACAGAAGCUGCAGCCAGACACGCCAUACACUAUUACUGUAUCGUCUAUGUAUGCGGAUGGAGAAGGAGGACGAAUGACAGGCAGGGGCAAGACCAAACCACUCAACACAGUAAAGAACCUCAGGGUGUAUGACCCAACCACCAGCACACUCAGUGUAAGAUGGGAUCAUGCUGAAGGAAGUCCUCGCCAGUAUAAAGUAUAUUAUGUGCCAACAACAGGUGGAGCAGAAGAAAUGACAACAGUACCAGGAAACACAAAUUAUAUCAUCCUGAGAUCUCUCCAGCCUGACACACCUUAUAGGGUAACUGUGGUUCCAGCUUACCCGGAAGGGGAUGGUGGACGAGUAUCUGACAUUGGGAGAACUUUGGUGAGAGGAACGGCAAGAAACAUGCAAGUUUACAACCCUACACCGAACACCCUAAAUGUCCGAUGGGAACCUGCACCCGGCCCAGUACAACAGUAUCGAGUAGUCUACGCUCCACUGGUUGGCCCACGGCCAUCAGAAUCUAUUAUAGUUCCAGCGAAUACUCGCGAUGUUGUGCUGGAGCGCCUGAUUCCCGACACGCCUUACUCUGUGAAUGUUGUUGCUCUGUAUGCUGAUGGAGAGGGAAAUUCAAGCCCUGGACAGGGGAGAACAACACCUCGUAGUGGGCCAAGGAACUUGAAGGUGUUUGAUCCAACAACAAACAGCCUUUCUGUACAAUGGGACCAUGCUGAUGGGCCAGUUCAGCAAUACAGAAUCAUUUAUUCACCUACCGUUGGUGACCCCAUAGAUGAAUAUACAACAGUACCUGGAAGAAGAAAUAAUGUGAUAUUACAACCACUGCAACCCAACACACCAUAUAAAAUUACUGUUGUGGCUGUGUAUGAUGAUGGAGAUGGUGGACAACUAACAGGAAAUGGACAAACUGUUGGGUUGCUUCCUCCUCAAAACAUACAUAUUUCAGAUGAGUGGUAUACACGAUUCAGAGUUUCCUGGGAUCCUUCACCAUCCCCUGUUCUUGGGUACAAAAUUGUGUAUAAACCUGUAGGUUCUAAUGAGCCAAUGGAGGUGUUUGUUGGGGAAGUGACUUCAUACAUAUUGCACAACCUGUCUCCUAGUACUGUCUAUGAUGUGAAUGUUUAUGCCCAAUAUGAUUCUGGACUCAGCGCACCCUUGAUUGAUCAAGGAGCUACAUUAUAUUUGAAUGUCACAGAUCUGACAAGUUACAAGGUGGGCUGGGAUACCUUCUGUAUCCGAUGGUCUCCUCACCGGUCAGCAAGCUCCUACAGAUUAAAGCUAAAUCCAGCUGAUGGAUCCCGAGGACAAGAAAUUACAGUACGUGGGACAGAAACCAGCCACUGUUUCACUGGCCUUUCACCAGACACAGAGUACAAUGCUACUGUCUUUGUUCAGACCCCUAACCUUGAGGGACCUCCCGUCUCUAUAAAGGAGCGCACAUUCAUCAAACCAACUGAAGCACCAACUCCACCACCUACUCCUCCUCCGCCUCCCACAAUCCCGCCAGCUCGGGAUGUAUGCAAAGGUGCCAAAGCAGAUAUCGUGUUCCUGACUGAUGCUUCCUGGAGCAUUGGUGAUGAUAAUUUCAACAAAGUAGUGAAAUUUGUUUUUAAUACUGUUGGAGCCUUUGACUUAAUCAACCCUGCUGGAAUUCAGGUUUCCUUUGUGCAGUACAGCGAUGAAGCAAAGUCUGAGUUUAAACUGAAUACGUAUGACGACAAGGCUCAGGCUCUAGGGGCACUUCAGCAUAUUCAGUACAGAGGAGGAAAUACAAGAACAGGCAAAGCCCUUACAUUUAUCAAAGAAAAAGUUUUGACUUGGGAGAGUGGCAUGAGGAGAGGUGUGCCCAAAGUACUCGUCGUUGUCACAGAUGGUCGGUCACAAGAUGAAGUUAAGAAAGCAGCAGCAAUCAUACAGCACUCUGGUUUCAGCGUCUUUGUUAUUGGCGUAGCUGACGUGGAUUACAAUGAGCUGGCAAAGAUUGGCAGCAAGCCCAGUGAACGUCACGUGUUUAUUGUCGAUGAUUUUGAUGCCUUUGAAAAGAUAGAGGAGAACCUCCUCACUUUUAUUUGUGAGACAGCUACCUCAACUUGUCCUCUCAUUUACUUGGAGGGAUAUACUUCACCUGGUUUCAAGAUGUUGGAAUCAUAUAACCUAACAGAAAAGCAUUUCGCCUCUGUACAAGGAGUAUCAAUGGAAUCAGGAUCAUUCCCUAGCCAUGUGGCAUACAGGCUCCACAGAAAUGCCUUCAUCAGUCAGCCUACGUCUGAGCUUCAUCCAGAUGGACUGCCACGGGCUUACACUAUUAUACUGCUGUUCCGCCUUCUUUCAGAAACCCCCACUGAGCCAUUUGCAGUUUGGCAGAUUACAGACAGAGAUUUAAAACCGCAAGUUGGAGUAAUUCUUGACCCUUCCACCAAAUUACUGUCAUUCUUUAACAAGGAUACAAGGGGAGAAGUUCAGACAGUAACUUUUGAUGAUAAUGAAGUAAAGAAACUCUUUUAUGGAAGCUUCCACAAGGUUCAUAUUGUUGUAACCCCAACAAGUGUUAAGAUUUACGUUGAUUGUAGUGAAGUAAUAGAGAAACCAAUUAAGGAGGCUGGAAAUAUCACAACUGAUGGUUAUGAAGUACUUGGAAAACUGUUGAAAGGUGAUCGGAAAUCAGCAACGUUUGAAAUCCAGAGUUUUGACAUGGUAUGCAAUGCUGUUUGGACUAGCCGUGAUAAAUGCUGUGACCUUCCUUCAAUGAGGGAUGAAGCAAAAUGCCCAGCUCUCCCAAAUGCAUGUACAUGUACACAAGACAGCGUGGGACCCCCGGGACCUCCUGGACCUUCUGGUGGUCCAGGCACUAAAGGGCCUAGAGGUGAAAGAGGUUUGACUGGACCUUCCGGGCCACCUGGUCUUCCGGGUGAUGCAGGUCCACCGGGUCCUCAGGGUCCACCAGGCCCACAAGGGAUCAAUGGACUUUCAAUUCCAGGAGAACCAGGUCGCCAAGGAAUGAAAGGUGAUGCUGGAGAACCAGGGCUACCAGGGCGAUCAGGAACCCCAGGUUUGCCUGGCCCACCUGGCCCAGUGGGACCACCAGGUGACAGGGGUUUCACGGGAAAAGAUGGUGCCACAGGACCCAGAGGCCCACCUGGAUCAGCGGGUGCCCCAGGAGUUCCAGGAGUAGCAGGUCCAAGUGGAAAACCAGGGAAACCAGGAGAUCGUGGGCCACAAGGUCCACCUGGAAUUAAAGGAGAAAAAGGUGACAGAGGAGAUAUUGCUUCUCAGAACAUGAUGCGAGCAGUUGCAAGACAAGUCUGUGAACAACUGAUAAAUGGCCAAAUGAACCGGUUCAAUCACAUGCUGAAUCAAAUCCCGAAUGAUUACUAUGCAAAUCGCAAUCAACCAGGACCUGCAGGACCACCAGGGCCACCAGGGAGCGCUGGGGCAAGAGGAGAACCUGGACCUGGAGGAAGACCUGGAUUCCCAGGGACUCCUGGUAUGCAGGGACCAUCUGGGGAAAGAGGACUGCCAGGAGAGAAAGGUGAAAGAGGUAUUGGAUCACAAGGACCACGAGGUUUGCCUGGACCACCUGGUCCACCAGGAGAAUCUCGAACUGGCCCACCAGGUUCUACAGGUUCACGAGGGCCACCUGGGCCACCAGGUCGUCCUGGAAAUGGGGGUAUUCGAGGUCCACCUGGCCCACCUGGAUAUUGUGAUUCAUCCCAGUGUGCUAGCAUCGCUUACAAUGGUCAAGGAUUCCCAGAGUCAUACGUACCUGAAAGUGGACCCUAUCAACCUGAAAGUGAGCCCUACAUAGUACCAAUGGAGUCAGAAAGGAGAGAGGACGAAUAUGAGGACUAUGAAGUUGAAAUGCAUUCACCAGAUUACCUUGAACAAAUGCGCUGGAAAAGAUCAUUACCAAGAAAAGCAAAAACAAAACCAUAAAAAAAAUCUGUCUUGUUUUAUGUUUUUGGUUGUUUGUUUUUGUUUGUGCUAUGCUUGCAUAUGCAGAUACAGAUGGAGUGGGUGUAGCUUAUACUCUCCAAUGCUCCCAUCUGGUAUUUUCAAAUCAGAAAUGCACUCACAUCUUGUACAAGUAUCAUGCUUAUGUGCAAAUAGCAACAUGUGUAACUAUAGAUUGCGUUCUUGCUCUGAAAUGCUUGUAAAAUACUUUUGCUUAAAGUGGCUGCUUAGAACUUUGUGUGCAUUCAGUUAUCACAAUGCUGCAUUUUCUUUACACAAAAAAAUACCAAAAACAAAACAAAACACCAAAAACCAGAGCUGCUGCAAUUUUUCAAAGAGCUGUCUGCUUUAGCUCUACAGUUUUCCUCCUUUUUAAUGCCUGUCUGCAGUUAAGUUACAUCAUAAGUCUAUAUUGUCUAGCAAAAACCAAAUCAAUUCCUUGUACAUCAUUGUCAAUUUCUUCUAUCCUUAGUUAUACCUUACAGGGCAUAUAUUGCUCUUAUACAUCUCUUUUAACAACCACAAGCCUUAAGUAAUGUAGCUGAAAUCAUUGUAUCAACUGGAUAUACUUUCAUAGUGCUUUAAAUUUCUUUGUAGACACAUUAACAUUUAUGCCAAAUUGCAGUCAAUCCUGCAGAGAUGAAAUUGCAUGUUUGUGUUGUAUAUUUAGUAUGGAUUUUUUUCAGAAUAUAAUGUUUCUUAGUUAUCAAAAGCAGUUGGAAAUUGUUUGCAAGACUAUGGAUAUAGAAUUGCUGCUUUUAUAUUUUAACUGCAAAUUGUGAAUUUCACUGCCUUAUAUUAUUUAUUUCUGAAACAAAAGAGGCAUUUUUCAAUAAAACUACUGAAAAUUUACUUU